AUGCAAGAGGGUGGUGUAACAGAGAAACGACCGCCCCUGGUGGCUGAUGAGGCCAAAAUUGAGAACAACUCCCAAAUUCCCCUAGCUUCGGGAAUCGACUUGGAAGUUCAGACACAAAGCGAAACUUUACCCCCAUAUAGUGUUCUCCCAAAUGGCGAAAAGGCUUUUGUGAUUGUGGCGGGCUCAUUUGCGGCUCUUAUUUCACCAUUUUCGAGCAGCAUCUACCUACCGGCACUUGACUCUCUCUCCAGGGAUAUGAAUGUCUCUGUUUCGCUCAUCAGCCUGACUAUUACAACCUAUCUGAUUUUCCAAGGACUUGCACCCUCAUUCAUCGGCAGCUUUUCAGACAUACAUGGUCGACGUCCCGCAUACAUCAUCUCAUUUGCAAUCUACCUCGGGGCAAAUGUUGGCCUUGCACUACAGAAUAACUUUGUCGCCCUGAUGAUUCUGCGUUGCAUCCAGUCAUCGGGCAGUAGUGGGACUGUUGCGCUGGGCAGCGCCGUCAUGGCCGAUCUUUCGACUCGUGCCGAGAGAGGAAAAUACAUUGGAUACGCUAGUAUUGGUAUCUCACUGGGACCGACACUGGGCCCUGUUAUAGGUGGACUUUUGGAUCAUUAUCUGGGAUGGCGGUCAAUAUUCUGGUUUCUGGUCAUUCUGUCGGGUGUUUGCUUCGCUGUGAUUCUUAUUAUGUUCCCUGAGACAUGUCGAGCUGUCGUGGGAAAUGGAUCUGUACCACCGGCUUCAUGGAAUCGUCCGUUUUGGGCAUUCUGUGUACGGCACUCUCGAUUUUCUGAUCAACAGGGAACCGCCGACUAUACUACCAUUCAGCAGCUGAAGCGGCGUCCCAACCCGAUCUCGGCUUUUCUGUUAGCCACACAAAAAGAGACAGGGUUGAUUCUCAUAUACGGUGCACUGUUAUAUGCAGGCUAUAUGGCCGUGAUCAGCACCCUAUCGACUCAAUUAACCAGUCGCUUUGGAUUCAACUCCAUCCAGGUCGGAUUGUGCUACCUUCCUAUGGGUAUAGGAAGCAUUAGCUCUCGCUGGAUAGUUGGUCGAUUAUUGGACUGGAACUUCCGCCGCGAAGCACGGCUUCAAGGUAUGAUCAUCCAGAAGAAUCGACAGCAAGAGAUUGAAAAAUUCAACAUCGAACGAGCCCGCCUAGCGAUAACGAUCCCGUUAAUAUAUCUGGCCAGUCUCUGUAUCAUAGCCUACGGCUGGGUGAUGCACUAUCGAACCGCUCUGGCUGGCCCUCUCGUGACGUUGUUCUUCACCGGCGUCACGACUACCAGUGCAUUCAACACACUGAACACGCUGGUUAUAGACAUCCAUUACCAAAGUGCUGCAACUGCAGCAGCAGCAAGUAAUCUCUUUCGUUGCUUGCUGGGUGCUGGGGCAACAGCAGUGGCAUCGCCUCUGAUCGGAGCAAUUGGGAUUGGGUGGACAGCAACGUUUAUUGCUAGUCUUUGGGCGCUUGGAAGUCCUGCUUUGUGGAUUGUCUUUCAUCGAGGAUAUCGCUGGAGGCAGGAAACUGCCAACAAAGAGAAACGGAAGCUUGACCAAGCCACUCCAUAA
This is a messenger RNA of Penicillium antarcticum, 1572 nucleotides long. RefSeq lists its product as uncharacterized. Gene Ontology annotation, molecular function: transmembrane transporter activity. NCBI's taxonomy places the organism in Eukaryota, Fungi, Ascomycota, Eurotiomycetes, Eurotiales, Aspergillaceae. The transcript is spliced from 2 exons. The record is from RefSeq and is a predicted model, not a curated record. Bases 1 to 1572 code for a protein of 523 amino acids. Gene Ontology annotation, biological process: transmembrane transport.